Athalia rosae (coleseed sawfly) is the source of this 1569-nucleotide messenger RNA. RefSeq names its product SH3 domain-containing protein Dlish (gene Dlish). Lineage: Eukaryota; Metazoa; Arthropoda; Insecta; Hymenoptera; Athaliidae. Gene Ontology annotation, molecular function: protein binding; superoxide-generating NADPH oxidase activator activity. The record is from RefSeq and is a predicted model, not a curated record. The coding region runs from base 291 to 1457 and encodes 388 amino acids. The transcript is spliced from 5 exons. Gene Ontology annotation, biological process: superoxide anion generation.
CCAACUUCCCAUUUGGGGACUCAAUGCACAACAGGUGUGUGAACUCCAUCGCGUCCGAAUACAUCCUCCGACGUCUGAUCGACGAUUUCGGGGGGACUUACUGAUUUAUUCGCGGUUUUGUCUUUUCGUUAUCUCAAUUUUGGGGUAACGAAGCAAAUUUUUUGAGUUUGGAUUAAAUUUCAAAUCGAUUAUCAUCUCAUCGUCCAAGAAGACAGUGCAACAAAAUGUUCCCAGGCAGUAUCUAUCGGUAAUUAAAGAAAAUGUGAUCUCGAACCUGGAGGCUGCUCAGGAUGGCUUUUUUGUGCCCAGUUCGUAUACGUCGAGGAAAAAAAAAGAAACCUGGAGCCCAUAAUUUUAGCUUGGAAAAAGAUGGGGGUGGCGGUGGUGCUGGGGGUGUUGGAUUGGGAUCUAGAGUCCCUCUGCCCCCAGGACGCAUCACAGGAAGUGCCAGUAUCGAGACGUUAGUAAGAGUUGGUAUCGAAAAAGAGAACGGAUUAUCACCGGACAGCAAGAUGGUUAUCGUCCAUGAUUUUACACCCUGUGUAGAUGACGAAUUGCAAGUAAAGAGGGGGCAGGUGGUGAAUAUAUUGUACAGAGAGAAUGAUUGGGUUUACGUCAUAGCGGCGGAUACUCGUAUGGAAGGGUUCGUUCCGCACUCGUACUGCGCCCCAUACGCAUCACAAUUGGCUGAGUCGACACUCGCAACUCUGAUGAAUAAUGUUAAAAAAAAGCUUCCACGUUCGAACGAGAACGAUCUUGAUACAUCGAACGUUUCUCGCUCCCAAACGUUGCAGGACAUGCAACAGACCGAUGCUGGCUCUGCUUCGGAUUGCGAGAGCUAUGUCAGGCAUAAUAUAACUACAACGGAUGCUACCAUCAAUCGUUCGAACGUUGCCCAAUCCCAAAAUUCUCUGCAGAGCACAUCCUCGCAACCCGAUGUGCAUCCCUUCUUCAAGGAUCCGUCAGCAGGAAGAUAUAUAGUGCUAUACACAUUUGUCGCAAGAGAUGAAAACGACGUGAGUGUUGAUCGGGGAGAGUUUGUCACCGUUCUGAACAGAGAUGAUCCUGACUGGUUUUGGGUCCUUCGACAUUGCGAUGGCAACGAGGGUUUCGUACCGUCUGGUUUCGUUUAUCCGGGACACAUACUCCAUUCCCAUACCGCCACGGACCCCCAUAGCUUAGGAACAGGAAACGGGAAUGUAACAGGAAGCGAAUCACUUCAGCAGAAGGAUCUUCGGGAUUUCCGGGACGAGACUAGCGGAACAGAGCUAGUGGUUCUUUACGAUUAUAAAGCGCAAGCCCCGGAUGAUCUCUCGGUGAGAAGAGCUGAUUGGAUUUACGCAGAUCUCGCGAAUCAAACAGUAGACGGAUGGCUGUGGGCGUAUGCCCCGAAGACUCGGAAAUACGGUUUUAUUCCGAAGGCAUACGCUCGCCCCCCAGCAAUGACUAGCCUAUAACGCUCCGGUAAUUAAUAUAAUUAAUAAUUAUCAAAUGACUAAAAAUAUUUAGUGAGAGAUUUAAUUGGAUCAGACCUCACUGAAUUAAUUAUAUUACUGUUAUGUACUCUUA